AUUAAUCACAACUUGCCCCAAAAUCUGUCCAUCUCCUGCAACUAUGGAAUCACCAGAGAAAGAUGAGUUAGGGUAUGAAGAGAGCCAUCCAACAUCAUCCACCACUAAAAUUAAAAACAGCAAGAAUCCAAGGAGAUUUACAGAUGAUCAGAUAAAGUCAUUAGAGUCCAUAUUCAAGCAAGAUACAAAGCUAGAGCCCAGGAAGAAGUUGCAGCUAGCAAAGGAGCUAGGGCUGCAGCCUAGACAGAUAGCCAUAUGGUUUCAGAACAGGAGGGCAAGAUGGAAAUCCAGGCAGAUAGAGCAAGAGUAUAAGGUACUAAGGGAGAAUUAUGACAGUUUGUAUAUGCAGUUUGAUGACUUGCAGAGGGAAAAACAGUCCUUGCAAAUGCAGUUGCAGGAGCUGAGUGAUGCAGUAAAGAAUCUUAACAGGGUUGAUCUAACCGACAGAGAUGCUGAAUUGAAAGAAUGUGUUAACAGUGCAAAAGAGAGGAUGGAUCGUUGCUACGAUGUCAUGAAUGCAGAUGCAGAUGAAGAUGAAAAAUUCACAAACUAUUUUAACAGGGCAGAAGAGAAAGAACCUUUGAGAUGGGGUGAAGAGGAGGAGAUCAGUCAGCUGGGAUCACCAGAAGCAUGGUGCAAUCUGUCCUCAUGUUGCCUGUUUGAUCAGUCAUCAGGAACUUCAAAAUCAAAUUGGUGGGACAGUUAGAUGUGUAGAGAGUAGAAAGAAAGUAUUAUGGAGAUACAUAUGUUAUGAUCACAUUCAGGUCUUGUGUGUGUGUGUGUGUAAUUGUUUUUGUUACUCAGAAAAACAGCUGAAUAUGAGGUUUGGAGGGGGGGGGGGUGCUGCUUCCUUUCUAGCUCCAGACACAAGAAGCAGCCUUGGAAGAAAUGAUUUCAAAUGCUGUCAGAGCAUAAACAGAGCUAUAUAGUCUCAUUUGAACUAAAACCAGCCAAAAAAGCAUCAGAUAAUCAAUUACGUAUGUAAAGGCAUGUAAAUAAGCAAGAGGGUUACAGAUAAAACAAGGCAUAUAUAUGUAGGAUCAUUUGGUGUGGUUCAAAUUUCAGCUUUUGCAUCUUAUGGUACAGAUGAACAAAGGAUAUAGGCAGUUGUGUGUUGUGUUAGGUUUCAUUGACAACAAAUUAUUAAUUC
This is a messenger RNA of Andrographis paniculata, 1150 nucleotides long. Its product is annotated as homeobox-leucine zipper protein ATHB-12-like. Bases 44 to 706 code for a protein of 220 amino acids. Lineage: Eukaryota; Viridiplantae; Streptophyta; Magnoliopsida; Lamiales; Acanthaceae. The transcript is spliced from 2 exons. Gene Ontology annotation, molecular function: DNA-binding transcription factor activity, RNA polymerase II-specific; sequence-specific DNA binding. Gene Ontology annotation, biological process: positive regulation of DNA-templated transcription. The record is from RefSeq and is a predicted model, not a curated record. Gene Ontology annotation, cellular component: nucleus.